GGGUGUGGGGCCGUUCUUGCGCGGCCGCCCCAUUCCCAGACCGGCCGCCAGCCCUCCUGGUUCGCCUUCGCAGCUCCCCGCCGCCGGGAGCCGGGAGCCGCCCGGAACCGGGCACCUGCGCCCGCAGCCUGGAGGUCUCCCCCCAGCCCGCCUCCAGGAGCUGGGAGCACAGAGGGGCCCACCAUGGUGUUCCCGGGACCCCUGGCUAUCACCCUGCUGCCGCCCAGCCUCACACUGCUGGUGGUGCACCUCGCCAGCUCCCAGGAUGUCGCCAGUGAACCCAGCAGUGAGCAGCAGCUGUGCUCCCUGAGGGAACACCCCAUCGUGGCCUUUGCAGAUCUGAAGCCAUGGGUCUCUAACUUCACCUACCCUGGAGCCCAAGAUUUCUCCCAGCUCGCUCUGGAUCCUUCCAGAAACCAGCUCAUCGUGGGAGCCAGGAACUACCUCUUCAGACUCAGCCUUGCCAAUGUCUCCCUCCUUCAGGCCACAGAGUGGGCCUCCAAUGAGGACACACGCCGCUCCUGCCAAAGCAAAGGGAAGACCGAGGAGGAGUGUCAGAACUACGUGCGAGUCCUGAUUGUCACUGGCCGGAAAGUGUUCAUGUGUGGGACCAAUGCCUUCUCCCCAGUGUGCUCCAGCAGACAGGUGGGGAACCUCAGCCGGACCGUGGAGAAGAUCAACGGUGUGGCCCGCUGCCCCUACGACCCGCGCCACAAUUCCACAGCCGUCAUCUCCUCCCAGGGGGAGCUCUACGCAGCCACGGUCAUCGACUUCUCAGGUCGGGACCCUGCCAUCUACCGCAGCCUGGGCCGCAGGCCACCACUUCGUACCGCCCAGUAUAACUCCAAGUGGCUCAAUGAGCCAAACUUUGUAGCAGCCUAUGAUAUCGGGCUGUUCGCGUACUUCUUGCUGCGGGAGAACGCGGUGGAGCAUGACUGUGGACGCACCGUGUACUCUCGGGUGGCCCGCGUGUGCAAGAACGACAUGGGGGGCCGGUUCCUGCUGGAGGACACUUGGACCACGUUCAUGAAGGCCCGGCUCAACUGCUCCCGCCCGGGCGAGGUCCCCUUCUACUACAACGAGCUGCAGAGUGCCUUCCACCUGCCGGAGCAGGACCUCAUCUACGGGGUCUUCACCACCAAUGUAAACAGCAUUGCCGCAUCUGCUGUCUGCGCCUUCAACCUCAGUGCCAUCUCUCAGGCUUUCAAUGGCCCGUUUCGCUACCAGGAGAACCCCAGGGCUGCCUGGCUCCCCAUCGCCAACCCCAUCCCCAAUUUCCAGUGCGGCACCCUGCCCGAGGUGGGCCCCAACGAGAACCUGACGGAGCGAAGCCUGCAGGAUGCACAGCGCCUGUUCCUGAUGAGCGAGGCCGUGCAGCCGGUGACACCGGAGCCCUGCGUCACCCAGGACAGCGUGCGCUUCUCACACCUCGUGGUGGACCUUGUGCAGGCCAAGGAUACGCUCUACCACGUGCUCUACAUCGGCACGGAGUCCGGCACCAUCCUGAAGGCGCUGUCCACGACGAGCCGCAGCCUCCGCGGCUGCUACCUGGAGGAGCUGCACGUGCUGCCCCCCGGGCGCCGGGAGCCGCUGCGCAGCCUGCGCAUCCUGCACAGCGCCCGCGCGCUCUUCGUGGGGUUGAGCGACGGCGUGCUGCGGGUGCCGCUGGAGAGGUGCGCCGCCUACCGCAGCCAGGGGGCAUGCCUGGGGGCACGGGACCCGUACUGCGGCUGGGACGGGAAGCAGCAACGUUGCAGCACGCUCGAGGACAGCUCCAACAUGAGCCUCUGGACCCAGAACAUCACAGCAUGUCCUGUGCGAAAUGUGACUCGGGAUGGGGGCUUUGGCCCAUGGUCACCAUGGCAACCGUGUGAGCACUUAGAUGGGGACAACUCAGGUUCUUGCCUGUGUCGGGCCCGGGCCUGUGACUCCCCCCGACCCCGCUGUGGGGGCUGUGACUGCCUGGGGCCAGCCAUCCACGUUGCCAACUGCUCCAGGAACGGGGCGUGGACACCGUGGUCAUCUUGGGCCCUAUGCAGCACCUCCUGUGGGAUUGGAUUCCAGGUCCGCCAGCGAAGUUGCAGCAACCCUGCUCCGCGCCACGGGGGCCGCAUCUGCGUGGGCAAGAGCCGGGAGGAACGGUUCUGUAACGAAAACACGCCUUGCCCGGUGCCCAUCUUCUGGGCAUCCUGGGGCUCCUGGAGCAAGUGCAGCAGCCACUGCGGGAGCGGUGUGCAAUCGCGGCGUCGGGCCUGUGAGAACGGAAACUCCUGCCCGGGCUGCAGCGUGGUGAGGGCCGGGCCGGGGGCGGGCGGGCGCGGGAUGCCCAGACCUCGAGCCAAGGGGAGGGCAGAGACGGGGCGGGGGGCGGAGCGCGGGGCAGGCCUGGGGCUGCGAGGCUGUGCAACAGUACCAGUCCUCACCCCGAAGGAGUUCAAGACUUGCAACCCUGAAGGCUGCCCCGAAGUGCGGCGCAACACGCCGUGGACGCCCUGGCUACCGGUGAACGUGACCCGGGGCGGGGCGCGGCAGGAGCAGCGCUUCCGCUUCACGUGCCGCGCGCCGCUGGCCGACCCCCAUGGGCUGCAGUUUGGCCGGAGGAGGACGGAGACCCGAACCUGCCCCGCGGACGGCUCUGGAGCCUGCGACACGGAUGCCUUGGUGGAGGAGCUCCUGCGCAGCGGGGGCAGCUCCCCGCACACGGCGAGCGGGGGCUGGGCCGCCUGGGGCCCGUGGUCCUCCUGCUCCCGGGACUGUGAGCUGGGCUUCCGCGUCCGCAAGAGAACGUGCACGAACCCGGAGCCCCGCAACGGCGGCCUGCCAUGCGUGGGUGACGCUGCCGAGUACCAGGACUGCAACCCCCAAGCUUGUCCAGUGCGGGGUGCCUGGUCCUGCUGGACCUCUUGGUCCCCAUGCUCAGCCUCCUGCGGUGGCGGCCACUAUCAACGCACCCGUUCCUGCACCAGCCCCGCCCCCUCCCCGGGCGAGGACAUCUGUCUCGGGCUGCACACGGAGGAGGCGCUGUGUGCCACACAGGCCUGCCCAGAAGGCUGGUCGCCGUGGUCUGAGUGGAGUGCAUGCACGGAGGAUGGAGUCCAAAGCCGUGGCCGGCACUGUGAGGAGCUGGUCCCCGGGCCCAGCACGUGUGCGGGAAACAGCAGCCAGAGCCGCCCCUGCCCCUACAGGGAGAUUCCCGUGAUCCUGCCUGCCUCCAGUGUGGACGAGGCCACUGGCUGUGGAGGGUUCAGUCUCAUCCACCUGGUGGCCACAGGCAUCUCCUGCUUCCUGGGCUCUGGGCUGCUGACCUUGGCGGUGUACCUGUCCUGCCAGCACUGCCGGCAUCAGUCCCAGGAGUCCACGCUCGUCCAUCCCGCCACCCCCAACCACCUGCAUUACAAGGGCGGGGGUGCCCCCAAGAAUGAGAAGUACACACCCAUGGAAUUCAAGACCCUGAAUAAGAAUAACCUGAUCCCUGAUGACAGAGCCAACUUCUACCCAUUGCAGCAGACCAAUGUGUACACAACCACCUACUACCCGAGUCCACUGAACAAACACAGCUUCCGGCCUGAGGCCUCACCUGGACAACGGUGCUUCCCCAACAGCUGAUACCACUGUCCUGGGGACUUGGGCUCCUUGCCUUCCUAAGGCACAGAGCAGGUGGAGGUGGGACGGUGGAGCCGGUUUGGUUUUCUCCCUCUGCACUAGGCCAAGAACUUGCUGCCUUGCCUUGUGGGGUCCCAUCUGGCUUCAAAGAGCUCUGGCUGGCGGUGACCAUGGGGGAGAGGGCUGGCUUCAGGCUGGCACACGGCUGCAGUUCCAGCUCAGCCCAGGUCUCUCAUGGCCCCCUUGGAACCCACCAUCAUGCUGAUCUUCCCUGCCAUGUCUGGGCUGUGGACCUACUAGGCGUGUGAGGGAAUUGGAGAGUGGAGAUGGCAGGAGGGCAGGCUUUUAGGUUUGGAUUGGAAAUGACGGCCCGUGUAGCUAUCAAGGGCUGAGUCUGCCCCUCUUUGGCUGGCCCCAGGAAGGGCCUGGGCUACAUCCUGAUUAUCUCUGAAAGAAACUAGUCAAAUGGCCCCAGUAGUUCUGGAUUCUCUGCCCAGGGCUGGGUCAUUGUGGUGCUGCCCCAGUGUGACAUGGGGACCAAGGCUGGCCCAGGUUGUCCACCUUUGCCUAGCAGUCUGUGCUUUGCCCAGCGACAUCCCUCUAGUCAGAGGCAGUGAGGACUGGGGUCUGGAGACUGAUCUUUGCUGAGAAGUCCUUUAAUCUGGGCUGGCACAUUCCUCAGCCUUUCCCUCAGAGUGCACGAAAGGUGACCUAGGAGAAAGGGAGGCGGGAGUCCAUUCUCCGUGCUGCUCUGGAGACUGCUUUCCAGUUGCUGCUCAACAGAGCUGUUGGCUGAGACCUGCUUGGGAGUCUCUGCUGGCCCCUCAUCUGUUCAGGAACGCACACGUGUACACACACAAUCACAAUCUGCCACAGCAACAAAAAGGAUGUUGGGCUGUGGUAUUAAUAAUUAAAGAUGAUAUCCAGUC
Molecule: messenger RNA, 4532 nt
Organism: Balaenoptera musculus (blue whale)
Lineage: Eukaryota; Metazoa; Chordata; Mammalia; Artiodactyla; Balaenopteridae
Gene: SEMA5B
Product: semaphorin 5B
Exons: 21
Coding region: 184-3606 (1140 amino acids)
Biological process (GO): axon extension; positive regulation of cell migration; negative regulation of axon extension involved in axon guidance
Molecular function (GO): semaphorin receptor binding; chemorepellent activity
Source: RefSeq, a predicted model, not a curated record